Messenger RNA from Lactuca virosa, 1359 nucleotides. NCBI's taxonomy places the organism in Eukaryota, Viridiplantae, Streptophyta, Magnoliopsida, Asterales, Asteraceae. The record is from the annotation of a GenBank genome assembly.
AUGGGUCAAGAUGGUUUCACUGCUCAAAAGAGAGGCGCUUCCACACUACCCACUUCCACCGCCCCCAACGGCGGCUCCCGGAGCAGCCGAUCUCUCCUCCGCGGCGGCGGCAACCGUCAGAUCCAUAAAACGCUUAACAACAUCAAGAUCACAAUUCUCUGUGGUUUAGUUACAAUUCUUGUUCUUCGUGGUACAAUUGGUUUCGGGUCGCUCUCUUCUGACAAUGAUGUAGAGAACCAAGCAAUUAUCGAAGAAACUAAUCGGAUCCUGGCUGAGAUCCGAUCCGACAAGGAUCCCGAUGACCCAGAAGAGAAUCUAGAUCAAACUACAAUCAAUCUCAAUGACACUUACUCUCUUGGUGCAAAGAUCUCGAAUUGGGACGAAGAACGAAGUCUGUGGCUCAGUCGAAAUCAAGAUUUCCCUAAUAUCGUUAAUGGUAAAGCUCGAAUCUUGCUUGUUACUGGGUCCCCACCAAGCCCUUGUGAUAACGCCAUUGGUGAUCAUUACUUGCUGAAAUCGAUUAAGAACAAGAUUGAUUACUGUAGGAUUCACGGGAUCGAAAUUGUGUAUAACAUGGCUCAUUUGGAUAAAGAGCUUGCUGGGUAUUGGGCGAAACUGCCAUUGAUUCGCAGGUUGAUGCUUUCUCAUCCAGAAGUCGAGUGGAUUUGGUGGAUGGACAGUGACGCAUUGUUCACAGAUAUGGUAUUUGAAAUUCCAUUAUCCAAAUACAAAGAUCAUAACAUGGUCAUCCAUGGCUACCCAGAUUUGUUAUUCAAUCAGAAAUCAUGGAUCGCACUCAACACUGGUAGCUUUUUGUUUAGAAAUUGUCAAUGGUCUUUGGAUUUACUCGAUGAAUGGGCACCAAUGGGGCCAAAAGGGCCUGUUCGUGAAGAAGCAGGGAAGAUAUUGACAGCCAAUUUGAAAGGGCGACCUGCAUUUGAAGCUGAUGAUCAAUCGGCAUUGAUAUACUUGUUGAUUACAAAAACAGAGUGGAUGAAGAAAGUUUUUGUUGAAAACUCUUAUUUCCUUCAUGGGUAUUGGGCUGGAUUGGUUGAUAGAUAUGAAGAAAUGAUGGAGAAAUAUCACCCUGGAUUGGGUGAUGAAAGAUGGCCUUUCGUGACUCAUUUUGUGGGGUGUAAGCCUUGUGGAAGCUAUGGUGAUUACCCAGUUCAAAGGUGUUUGAGUAGCAUGGAAAGAGCUUUUAAUUUUGCAGAUAAUCAAGUGCUUAAGUUAUAUGGAUUCAGACACAGGGGACUUUUGAGUCCUAAAAUCAAGAGGAUCAGAAACGAAAGUGUUACUCCAUUGGAGUAUGUAGAUCAGUUUGAUAUUCGGCAUUCGGCUCAAGGGAUAAGCAACUGA